GGCUUGGGCCACCAUUUUUUUUUCCUAACUGAAGGUUCGUUUCAAUUCCUCAACUUUUUAUUCAACUGGCUUUAUUUCUUCCUUCCGUUUCAACCUUCAAUUUUUUCUUAUAAACCUUUUUUUCUUUCAUUUUUUCUUUCCCGUCUCUAAUCGUAUUUCCUCUACUAUGCAACCUGCAUGUUUUUGGGCUUUGUUAACGCUGAACGAUCUCGUUCUCCUCUACUCAUCCGCCAUUCCUCAUCACUCGACAUCACUAUCACACCGGUCACUGUAUGAUGUUUUUCAUCCAGACGAAGUCACGUUGGCACGGCGCGAUUUCACACGAUUUAUGGAUACCAUGACACUCAAUGGAUCAAUUACUAGAUGCCGUUUACGAAACUUACAGGACUGGAGUACGCCUGCUUAUAAUUCGUCUUCGUGGAUGGUGGUAGAUCUGACCAUGUAUAUUGUUAGCGAUCAAUGCGUACUUGCAUUUUUCCACACCCAUCCAAUGGCUGGCCAUCACAUGUGUGGUGUAGAAACCUAUGACAAUAACAUGAUUCAUCACCUGAAAAAGAAUUUACAUCAAACCUUGCACAGCAGAAUCCCUUUUUCUUCACGUUCCCGCCAUCUUACUAUCCUAUACAAAAACCUGCAACAGACUUUGUGGACGUCAUCGCAUCAUCCUUUGGAUCCUACUCUGUUGAAAGAUAUCACGUCAUACCAGCAUUCUUCUAUGCAAAAUACGUCCAUCAAGCGGCUAUAUACCAAAUCUCAUGUUGUCGAUCGUCUCGUCAUUCAUUACGGAUGCCUUGUAUUUAUUUCCAUUGAUUCGCCUAAUACCCAAUCCUCGCUGUCUUCUCGUACCGUCGACCGCCCAAGUCACCAGAACGUUCAAGUGGAAAAAAGCGAUAAAGAUACCUUGCCCAGUGCACAAGGGUUUCUCUCGCCAUGGUCCGAGCCGCUCGUGGAUCCACGUUACGGAAAAGCCCCCGAACGUUUACUUCCAUCCAUGAGUACAGGAUUUCCAACCGUUUCCAGCUUGUCUACCGGACUAUUAAACACAGAAAAAAGAUUAAUGACUCAGAGGACAUCUGCUCAAGGAAGUAACGAAACCAAUUCAGCCAUUCCUUACGCUCGAAAAGCCCAUUCUCCAUCAAAUCAAGAUAUACCAGCACAGCCUUCUGUCUUUGUAAGGCGUUGCCGUUCACUGUUAACAUCAAGUAAAGGGACCAACGCAUUCCUUCGAUCCCAUUCGUCUUGUACGCCUCACUUUUGUGAAAGUUGCGGAACUGAUUCCAGUCCAGAAUGGCGCAGGGGCCCGUCGGGGCAUAAAACAGUCCCUGAAAGAUGCUUUUUAUAGGUUAUGCAAUGCGUGUGGCCUGCGGUAUUCGAGAUCAGUGGCACGGCAAAACAAAGCUGUGGCUCAGCAUCGGAAAGCGCGAUCCAUCCCUUCCUCACCACGGUCCAUGUCAUCAUGUUCUUCAUCGUCCCCUUGUUCUUCCACCACGUCGUCGCCUAUUCCGUUCCUUUGCGAUACCAACGAUUUACGCUAUUUCUCACCAUCCGUCACCGAGAAACCUUCAUUUUAAGUUCCACCAGCUCAAUGAGCAUGAGCAGGAAUUCAAUCUUGGAAUAAAUCGUAUAAAAAAGGGAAUCCGAUUCAGGGACAACAUCCUUUUUCGGCAAUGUCGUCUCACUUCUCGAGUGGUCUUUGACCCUCCUCGAGUCAUUAUCGCUUUCCCGCUUCUGAUUCCGCCCUAGAGUAAUUAUAGUCUAAAAAAAGGAAAAGAAAAAAAAAAAG
Radiomyces spectabilis is the source of this 1783-nucleotide messenger RNA. RefSeq lists its product as uncharacterized. Gene Ontology annotation, biological process: regulation of DNA-templated transcription. The record is from RefSeq and is a predicted model, not a curated record. The coding region runs from base 167 to 1342 and encodes 391 amino acids. Gene Ontology annotation, molecular function: zinc ion binding; sequence-specific DNA binding. The transcript has 7 exons. Lineage: Eukaryota; Fungi; Mucoromycota; Mucoromycetes; Mucorales; Radiomycetaceae.